Messenger RNA from Penicillium manginii, 900 nucleotides. Its product is annotated as class I SAM-dependent methyltransferase. Gene Ontology annotation, molecular function: methyltransferase activity. The record is from RefSeq and is a predicted model, not a curated record. The transcript is spliced from 3 exons. The coding region runs from base 1 to 900 and encodes 299 amino acids. Lineage: Eukaryota; Fungi; Ascomycota; Eurotiomycetes; Eurotiales; Aspergillaceae.
AUGGAAAAUGGUCGGAGGUAUCACAGGUACCAUGAAGGAGCCUACCCUUAUCCGAACGAUGAGCAAGAACUUGACCGUCUCGACAUGCAACACCAUAUGUUUAAAUUGGUCAUGAAAGGUCAAUUAUACCAUGUGCCAUUGAAAGAGCCGAAGGAAAUUCUCGACAUCGGCACCGGAUCGGGAAUAUGGCCGAUAGAGAUGGCUUCUUUAUUCCCCCGCGCCGCGAUCACAGGGACCGACUUAUCCCCGGUACAACCUACGGAAGUCCCGGAAAAUGUUCAUUUUUUGGUCGACGAUGCCACAGAGGAGGAAUGGCUAUGGGAUACAGAUCAUUUCGACCUUGUUCAUAUUGGGCACAUGAUUGGGGCGAUGCCAUCAUUUAAACGAUUAUUACAAAAAGCGUUCAAAUACUUGAAGCCCAGUGCUUAUUUGGAAUGCCACGAAAUGGACCCGAAACCCAAAUGCGACGACGGGACGAUGCCGCCUGAAAACCCCGACGGCUAUAGUGCUUUUGCUCUACACGACUGGUUCGACCUAAAUAUACGAUCCAGCAGAGAAGUUGAGCCUGCAAGACAAUUUCGGAUCGCUCCUCGGAUUGAGCGAUGGAUGAAGGAGGUGGGGUUUGUGGAUGUUGAGCAACGAGUUUUCAAGAUCCCGACAAAUACCUGGCCGACCGAUGAACAUUUAAAAGAAGUCGGCAAAUGGAGCGAAAGCAAUUGGCUUGAAGCAUUGUCAGGCUGGUCAUACAAACCUUUUCUUGCACUGGGAUGGUCGAAACCAGAGAUCGAGGUUUUCCUCGUGAACGUGAGGAAGAGUAUACAAGACCGAAACGUGCAUGCAUACAUGGACUUUUACGUUGUGACAGGGAGAAAACCUUUCCCUGGAGAAGACAGUUCCUGA